Messenger RNA from Arachis duranensis, 1485 nucleotides. RefSeq names its product expansin-A4. Gene Ontology annotation, biological process: plant-type cell wall organization. NCBI's taxonomy places the organism in Eukaryota, Viridiplantae, Streptophyta, Magnoliopsida, Fabales, Fabaceae. The transcript is spliced from 3 exons. The coding region runs from base 107 to 886 and encodes 259 amino acids. Gene Ontology annotation, cellular component: extracellular region. The record is from RefSeq and is a predicted model, not a curated record.
CCGUUACCAUAAGUAUUUCACACACUGCUCCCACAUUUCUCCAUCCACCUCUCGGUAUCAAACAUAAUAAUAAGUUACUAACAUUGUAAACAAGAAAAGAGGGGGUAUGGCCAGCAAUGUGGUCAACAUUAUUGGAUCUCUCAUCAUCUCUCUAAUGUGGAUGGUGGAGGCUAGAAUCCCAGGAGUGUACUCCGGUGGUGCUUGGCAAAGUGCUCAUGCCACAUUCUACGGAGGAUCUGACGCUUCCGGCACCAUGGGGGGAGCAUGUGGGUAUGGGAACCUGUAUAGCCAAGGAUAUGGAGUGAACACGGCGGCGCUGAGCACGGCGCUCUUCAACAGCGGUCUAAGCUGCGGUGCCUGCUUUGAGAUCAAGUGUGCCAACGACAGGCAGUGGUGCCACUCCGGGAGCCCUUCCAUAUUCAUAACCGCAACAAACUUCUGUCCCCCAAACUACGCACUCCCAAGUGACAAUGGUGGUUGGUGCAACCCUCCCAGACCUCACUUCGAUCUUGCCAUGCCAAUGUUCCUCAAGAUCGCUGAGUACCGUGCCGGCAUCGUCCCCGUUGCCUAUCGCCGGGUGCCAUGUAGAAAGCAUGGUGGGAUCAGGUUCACAAUUAACGGAUUCCGUUACUUCAAUUUGGUUUUGAUCAGCAACGUCGCGGGUGCAGGGGAUAUAGUGAGGACGUACGUGAAGGGCUCAAGAACCGGGUGGAUGCCAAUGAGCAGGAACUGGGGCCAGAACUGGCAGUCAAACGCGGUCUUAGUGGGUCAAGCCUUGUCCUUCCGUGUCACCGCCAGUGACCGUCGCACCUCCACCUCUUGGAACAUUGCUCCCUCCAACUGGCAGUUCGGUCAAACUUUUACCGGAAAGAAUUUCCGGGUUUAACCUUAUUAAGUCACCCGCUAAUCACUCACACCCAAUCAUAAUUAUAUAUAGUGUUAUAUUUUUUUUACCCCAUCAUUAUCACUAUGAUUAUGAUUAUGCUCAUGAUUAUAUGAAAUGGACAAGGCUAUUAUUUUUUUUGGCUUCCAACCAAUUGUCUAAUGUCAGUUUUUUAUUAUAUUUUUUUACCCCCCUUCUGGCGCCCAUUUUGAUAGCGAUUAGAAUGCUGGAUUUUAUUUUUGACUGAAUGUUUUGGAGACUGUGAAAGGGGGAGUGAGUGAGUGACAGCAGGUUGUGACUUGUUGACUUUUGUGUCCUUUUUGGGUGGGUGGGUUUGAUAUGAUAUCGCUAUAUAAUUUUAAUUUGGGGUGCGUGCAUGAGUUUGUACUCUUUUAUCAGUUUGUGUGUUAGAUUUUAGAGUGAAGGGGGGGAACGGAAGAGGAGUAAGGAAUGCUGAAGCGGCCAAGCAAAGUAGCAGCCCGCGGCAAAAUUAGAAAUGGGAUGGUGUUAUGUUGUUAUGUCAUUAUGUAUCUAAGGGAGUGUGUUGUCGUUAACUUGUAUACGCUGGAAUCAGAAAAUGUAUUUUGUUGGUUUGUGUUUCA